This is a messenger RNA of Stegodyphus dumicola, 1064 nucleotides long. Its product is annotated as acetoacetyl-CoA synthetase-like. Gene Ontology annotation, molecular function: acetoacetate-CoA ligase activity. The record is from RefSeq and is a predicted model, not a curated record. Gene Ontology annotation, biological process: lipid metabolic process. NCBI's taxonomy places the organism in Eukaryota, Metazoa, Arthropoda, Arachnida, Araneae, Eresidae.
AUUACGAGAACUAAACCAGUUUAUAUUGUCACUCUCCAAAAGUAUUAUCAGAGAGUAUUUUACUUGGUUUUCAUCAAUGGUAGAUCUGGGAAAGCCGCAAGAUACACGAACAGCGAUCGGUACAAGAAACGUUUGCCAUGCUUAAGUUUACUUUAGGAAAAACGCCAAAAAACGGCUACGUGAAUGGAUGUCUACCUCCUGUUGUGUGGGACAAAAAAAUUCCAGACACAGAACUAAAUAAAUUUAAAAAAGCUGUUGAAGACAAGUACAAUUUACAUUUUGAUUCUUACUGGGACUUCCAAAGGUGGUCCGUAGAAAAAUAUGAAAAUUUCUGGGAAGAAAUUUGGAAUUAUUUCGGAGUCAUCACAUCCAAACCUUAUGAUAAGGUCGUGGUUAAGACAGGAGAUGGUUUCCUGGAUUAUGAAUGGUUUCCUGGUGCGCGAUUUAAUUAUGCUGAAAAUCUCUUGAGAAUAAGAGAUGACAGAGUAGCUCUCAUUUAUUACGAUGAAACUGGAUAUGAAGAGACAGUCACAUUUGCAGAGCUGUUCGAAGAAGUUAAGCUCUACUCGGCAGCCUUUCGAAAACAUGGCUUACAAAUAGGAGACACAGUGGCUUGUUACAUGUCAAACAGAAAGGAAGCGAUUUUUGCCAUGCUAGCAACCACAAGUAUCGGCGCUAUAUGGGGUGGACCGACGCCUUACUAUGGAUCAAGGGCUUCAACAAACAUUAUUCGAAAGAUGGAGGCCAAAUUCUUGAUUACUGUAGAUCAUCACCUAGACAUGGGAAAAGAUUACAAUCUGAUGGACAAUAUACCUAUUAUAGCAAACAGUUGCCCUUCACUGGAGAAGAUAAUUAUCAUUCCUUCAAAAAAUGAAACAAAAACCAAAGGAAUAUCGCAUAUUAGGAACAGUUACUUCCUAGAGGAUUUUUUGAAUAGCGGACGGAAUCCAGAUGGUACUGUUCCGGACAUCAUUUUCGAACAGCUCCCUUUCAAUCAUCCCAUAUUCGUCAACUUCACUUCCGGUACAACAGGCCUUCCUAAAGGUCCAGUACAUUCAGCAGGG